CCCGGCCGGGCACCAAGCUGGGGAAAGCGCCGCGGGGAGGAGGCGCCGCGAGAGCUCGGGAGGAGGAGGAGGAGGCCGAGGCGCUGAGGACAUGUAUACCUCUGAGAAAUCUUGGACAAGAUACUUUAGCUUAAAGCCCGUCUGGGACUAUAAGAACAGAGGCUACCAGUCAUGAGUACAGAUGCUGAGCGGGAUUCUGCUAUCAAACUUGCCCAGGAAAGAGCGGAAAUCGUUGCCAAGUAUGACCGAGGACGAGAAGGCACACAGAUUGAACCUUGGGAAGACGCCGACUACCUUCUUUACAAAGUUACUGACAGAUUCGGUUUUCUGCACCAAGAGGAGUUACCUGUCCAUGACUCAGCAUCAGACAGGCAAAAGCAUCUUGAAAUCGAAAGAACUGCAAAAUGGCUGAAGAUGUUGAAAAGCUGGGAGAAGUACAAGAAUACCGAAAAGUUUCAUAGGAGAAUUUAUAAAGGAAUCCCGCUGCAGCUGAGAGGCGAAACAUGGUCUUUGUUGCUUGAUGUCCCUAAAAUGAAAGAAGAAAUGAAGGACUAUUAUAAUACCUUAAAAACCCAAGCGAGAGUGAGCUCCCCAGACAUCAGACAAAUUGAUCUAGACGUAAAUCGGACGUAUCGGGAUCAUAUCAUGUUUAGAGAUAGAUACGGAGUGAAGCAACAAUCUUUAUUCCAUGUUUUAGCUGCAUAUUCUAUAUAUAACACAGAAGUUGGAUAUUGUCAAGGGAUGAGCCAGAUCACAGCUUUACUCCUUAUGUAUAUGAAUGAAGAAGAUGCCUUCUGGGCCCUGGUAAAACUGCUCUCGGGACCCAAGCAUGCUAUGCAUGGUUUUUUUGUUCCUGGUUUUCCAAAGCUGUUGAGGUUUCAAGAACAUCACGACAAAAUCAUGAAGAAAUGUUUGUCAAAGCUUAAGCAGCACUUUGAUUCCCAGGACGUUACCACAAGCUUUUACACAAUGAAGUGGUUUUUCCAGUGUUUCCUUGACCGUACUCCCUUUCGGUUAACCCUCAGGAUCUGGGAUGUCUACAUACUUGAAGGCGAACGGGUUCUCACUGCGAUGUCUUACACCAUUUUGAAAAUGCACAGAAAACACCUGAUGAAAUUGGAAAUGGAAGCACUGGUUGAAUUUCUUCAGGAGACUCUCGCCAAAGAUUUCUUCUUCGAAGAUGACUUCGUAAUAGAGCAGCUCCAGAGCUCCAUGGCAGAACUGAAGCGAGCAAAGCUGGACUUGCCAGUAGCAGGUAAAGAUGACGAAUUUCCAAAGAAGAAGAUGGGGAAAAUUCCACUUGAACCUCAGCCUGCUAUGCUUAAUCUUACUCAUCUGCUGAAUGGACAGAGCAAUGCCAGUGGGUCUAACAGUACCCAGGAGGCCCAGAGAACAGGGCAAAGGAUACCUACAGAGAAGGUCCAAGAAAGCUCACCAAAUCACCGAAGGAGGAGGAAUUCUCUGGAAAAGAAGCCUUCUUUGAGACAGCAGAAGCUUACACCAGCAGAUAAGCGGGGCGAUUUGCCAAAGAACGACACCGACACUCAGAAAAAGCUUGACAUUCGAGCAGAGGCCAACAACACCAAGCAAAAUCACAACGCAGCUGCUAACCAAAAUUCCAAUGCUACUUCAAAUGCAAGAAGGGAAUUUGUGCCCAGGUGGAAUAAACCUUCCGAUAUCAAAGUCAUGGAAAAGACUGCAAAGCUAACUGCGGAAAUUAAGGGUAGGUCUGCAAACCAUACCCAUUCAGAAACACCUCCUAGCCCUCGUGGCGAUGCGCAGCUCUUCAGUGUAAAGCAAAAGAUGAAGGCUUUGGAUGUUGAUGAGGGUAAGCGAGGGUCAAAUGCUUCACAGUACGACAACGUUCCCGGUGCUGAUCUAGAGAAUGAAAAUUCUGCAGAUGAGGUGCUCGAUAGGACCCUUCUGCAAAGUCCAAGAAAUGCAGCUUACUCCAGCAGUUCAAGGAAGCUGGCAGAGAAGACAUCUAGCCCACCAAAAACAUCCAACAACUAUGCCUUCAACUCACAGCCAAGGAUCCCCAGAUAUUCAUCUCAAUCUGAUGGGGCAGAUCUUGGACACAUCAAACCGCCGCCGCCGUCUUACAGUAACCCUCCUGUUUACCACGAGAAUUCUCCAAAGCACGUUCCCAACGUAGCUCCUACAAGCUUCAUAUCUGCCCAAUAUAAUCAUGGUAAUCGAACCACCUUCUCCAGUCAGUCAUAUGCCCCUAACCCUCCAGUAGAAAUUGUGACUGAUAAACCACUUGUAAAUUACUCUCUCAGUCACCAAAAUCUCACUGUGAGACCGUCUAAUCGAAUAGAGGUUCUCCCUUCUGACAACUAUGCAAGCAAUCCAAAGUCGCCUACAGGAGUCAGAUUUGUAAUUCCCCCAGUGGAUUAUUGGCAAGACACUAGAAAAUGGCCAGGUCCUUCUCAUAUGUACAGGCAGGAUGCUUAUGGACAAUCCCGGAGCCAAGACGGUAGCCGAAGUCAUUUGGGUAACUUGAAGAAACACACACCUUUCCAGUCCACGCCUGUAAAAGAUCAUAAUCUCCCCACCGUUUCUGUGGAUGGCCCUAUAAGAUACAGGACUUCCCCACCCUCAGAAGAACAUGGGUCACUGCAAUACCAAUUUCCAGGUCCCAAAAGCCCUGCCCACCUCUACCGACACCAGACCGAUGGAUUGUCAGUUCAUGAAUCAGUACUACUGUGAGAGGCUAUGCAAACUUACUGUGAAGGCCAGGAGGAAAAACAUGCGAAGUUCACAACUCUCUUGGGUUGGUAGUUAAGCAAGAUAAGCAAUUCUCCGCCCCGCCCCCCCGCCUCCCACAGGACAAUUCGUAUGAGACAUCUGCAAAGUAAUAACACUACUUCAUGACCAUGUUAAAUGCUGUUGAGAAGCUGAGUGAUAUGUUCCACAUUUAAGUACCUUACAUCUGGAAAAAAACUACCUUGUUGCCUAAAACCUGUAAAGCUCCCCCAUGCGCACACAUCUGUAAGCUGCUUUUUGACUGACACUACAACCCACUGCGUUUGCUUACGGCGAGAGAAAUUACAGAGUGGAAUGUAGAGGCUUGUAUAUUUUUGGGACUGCAUUUACAAAGUAGUUCUAAUUUUAUUUGAUUUUUUAUUUUUGCUAACUUAAUUUAUAAAUCACCCGUUCGCUUAGGGCGGGCGGUAUUUCUUGACAUUCUUCUAUACGCUGCCUCAGUAACCCAGGAGGAGGAACUCCGGGUUUUCCAAUGCAGUCUUGAUAUGGGGGUGCCUAUGCUUGUUCCUCGGCUAAAAAGGCAAGGUGAACACCCGUAGCAAAGACACACUGAGAUGGCCAAUAAAUGGUGCUUAUGAAAUUAGGAUUGUCUGCAACUUGUACCAUGCGUCUAGGGUGUCAGAGGAGGUUGAGCCUGUCCUCCGUACCUGUGUAAUCCCCUAUGUAAUAGUUCAGUCCCAUGUAUGUGUUACAGGGAAUGAGAGGGGCAGAGAUGCUCCCCAAGUCUGUGAUCACAGUAUCGCUGUGCAGAUGUGCACAACAUAUGCGUGGUAAGCACUGGGACCGUGUCUACUCGC
Molecule: messenger RNA, 3566 nt
Organism: Eublepharis macularius
Lineage: Eukaryota; Metazoa; Chordata; Lepidosauria; Squamata; Eublepharidae
Gene: USP6NL
Product: USP6 N-terminal like
Exons: 15
Coding region: 172-2712 (846 amino acids)
Source: RefSeq, a predicted model, not a curated record